AUGAAGUUCCAGGUUGCCGUGCUGUCUCUGGCAGCAGCCAUCGCCCCUACCGGAGCAGCUCCCUCCUUCCCCGCCGGUGCGCUUGUUGCGCGCUCCAACGAGGCCAACUUGACGCUCUACGAGAAUCCCCUUGUUCCGGGUGAUACGAUCAACCCGUCCUUCUCGCCGACGGAUGCCGAUUUUGUCCCUGGCAGCUACGGCAGAGGCUGCAGUCCCUUUGAUACCACGACCUUGCCCUCAGGCUGGACGACGGGGAUCACGGCCGCUACUAGUAACGUGGGGUGGCUUUGCACGCUGUACAGAAACGCCGACUGUUCGGCCGACAAUGGGUAUCCCAUUACUAACUGCACCGCUGGCGAUGUUGAGGGUGACUGGGACCAUUGCGAGGUGGACGCCCUCCCGAUUGGCGAUGAUGGUUUUGACGACAAGAUCGUGGCGUAUCGAUGCGACCGUAUCUUGGGUUAG
Molecule: messenger RNA, 465 nt
Organism: Pseudomassariella vexata
Lineage: Eukaryota; Fungi; Ascomycota; Sordariomycetes; Amphisphaeriales; Pseudomassariaceae
Exons: 3
Coding region: 1-465 (154 amino acids)
Source: RefSeq, a predicted model, not a curated record